AUGUCUGCUCUACCCAUCACCUCGGAUACUGUGAAUAGUAUUUUUGGAGAUGGAUUUCAUACUGAAAACCCCAAUAAUGGAAAUUUAUCGUCAGAUUACGAAAUUGUGGUAAAUUGGUUUGCUCAACAGAUCGAUCCGGAACGAACACAGGUCGAUAAGCUUCCAAUUGAAGUGAGUAAGAUGCUGGAUGAUAUGGGAAUAUGUGAUAACAUGCUAUUUCAGAAAUUUCGAGGAAUGGUGCGACUCAAAUUAAAUAUGAUUGGAAUGAGUGUAAAUACAGGUGUUGGUGGUUUGUCUUCCCAAACUGUCGAUUUUCAGAACCUCCUUGAUCUAAUAAUCAAUCUCAUUGAUAUUCUACAACAAUGUUAUAACAUCAUUAAUCUUAGCAGGCCCCAAAUACAGUUGAUGAAGCGAUUGGGAAACUCGAUUUUCCAAAGCUGGAUAGAGAAUCCUUCAAUCUGGGGAAGUAUCCGUCAAUAUUAUGAACAAAACAUCUUCUCUAAAGAUAAAACACAAACACUAGAAAAAAUAUCUUCGCUACUAGCAAUAAUUGAUCUUUGUGAUGAGUUAACUCUUUUAUUGUUGGACACUGCAAGAAAUCAAAUCACCAAAUUGGUGAUGGAAUACUGCUCUCACAAGUGGGAUGUUUCACGCUUAAAGGAUCUUCUAAGCAGCAUAAAAUGUGAUAUGUAUCCAAUUAUGUCUAUACUUGUGCCAGAUCAUAGUUUUAGUAUAGAUUGUCUAAUCUCAAUGGCAAAAAUACAACUUGUAAAGUUGAGAACAGAAGAGUUCUUCGAUAUUGUUGUGGAUUAUCCUGAUUCAAAAUACGCACUUCAAGAGUUUAGGGAAUGCCUCACGACAUCAAAACAAAGAUCAAAUCUUGUCGAUGCAUACAUUCUUCAGAGCAAAUCCCGACUUCUACAUGCAGGUGCAGAUACUGUCGACAUUAUUAUGUGCUAUAUAUCAACUGUUAGAUCAUUCCUUAUUGUUGAUCACCGCGGGGUGCUAUUAGACAGAGCUUCAAGACCCAUUAGACGUUAUCUUAAGGGUCGCAAUGAUACAAUUCCAACAAUAGUCAAUGCUUUUUUGGAUACCACAUCAAAUAACAGAUUAAUCGAACUUGCAAUUGAGUUGAGAAAUACGAACAAAAAGCCCAAAAUGAAGGGAGAGUCGGCAAGAGAUCUUAACUGGGUCCCUGACCCGGUUGAUGCAUUGCCUGAUUUCAGAAAGGCUGUUGUUGAAGACAUUGUUGAAUCUCUCAUAUCAAUAUUUGACUCCAAGAAUUUGUUCAUCGAUGAAUUUGUUAAAGUGUUUUCGAAGAGACUACUUUCUAUUACGGAUUAUGAUGUAAGGGGAGUAUACAGCGAUCUCCAUUUAUUGAAGGCUCGGUUUGGUAGUCAUGAGUUUGGAUCUUUGGAUGUAAUGCUAAAGGAUAUGCUUUUAAGCAAGAAGAUUGACCGUGCUUUAAAAACGGUGGUGCCACAAAAUGUUCAUGCAUCCAUAAUAUCGCAUCUCUACUGGCCUGAUCUUCCCAGUAGUAAAUUUAAAAUGCCAAAGCAGAUAGAAGAGCCUCUUGGCAAGUACAAGUUGGCUUAUGAAGAGCAUAAAAAGGGAAGAAACGUUGUUCUUUGCCCCUCUUUAUCGUUGGUUACUUUAAGUGUGGAAGUGGCAGGUAAGAUGCAUCAAUUCAAGGUCACUGCUGAUAAGGCUGCAGUGCUUUAUUUUUUCCAUGAUCAACCACAGGGGAAGGAGGUUAAAAUUGCCAUGAUAUGUAUGAAACUCCAAAUGCCUCUUCUUUUGGUGAGAGAAAGCCUUCAAUUUUGGGCUAAAGGGGGUGUUUUAAAAGCAGUUGAUCCGAACACAUACAAAGUUAACGAAUAA
This is a messenger RNA of Brettanomyces bruxellensis, 1881 nucleotides long. RefSeq lists its product as uncharacterized. Gene Ontology annotation, cellular component: anaphase-promoting complex. Gene Ontology annotation, molecular function: ubiquitin protein ligase binding. Lineage: Eukaryota; Fungi; Ascomycota; Pichiomycetes; Pichiales; Pichiaceae. The transcript has a single exon. The coding region runs from base 1 to 1881 and encodes 626 amino acids. Gene Ontology annotation, biological process: ubiquitin-dependent protein catabolic process. The record is from RefSeq and is a predicted model, not a curated record.